CUCCACGUUUGUUCCUGAACAUGUUCUCCUGUCACGUCUGGUUCCUGCUCUCAGGUCUGAUCGGCUGCACGGAAAACUCCACAGCGAUCUGGUUUUCGGUCCCUGAGAAUCACCACCUCUGUCUGCCGUGCGGCAGCUCAGACGUGAUCUGGACUCUGCAGGAUCAGGAGGUCCUGGUGACCCGACGGGGCGGCUACGAGACCAACAAGGACCGCCGGCGCUACCUCCUCAUGGUUAAUGGCGGCCUCUGCGUCCUGCAUCUGGAGGAGUCGGAUCAUGGAAGAUACCGCUGUAACCAGCAGCUGGUGGCUGAGCUGCAGGUGCUGACAGUUUUAUUCAGUGUGAUUAUUUGGGUGCAAACUUUCACACGAUCUUUGACAUUUAAACGCUGUGAGUGUGUGACCAGUGUGUGCGUCCUCUCCUUCUGUUUAUUAGAAGUGGGAGAAAUAAAGAAGAAGAGCACGAGACCUGAGAACGUUCUGCUGCUGGUUGCUGUGGUCGGUGUGGGGUUGAUGAUCGUCUUCUUAGCUGCUGUCUGUGUGUUGCUGACCAGCAUGAAGUGCAGGAGGAAGAAGCGCAGAGCUGCAGGCGAGCGACGUGAAGACACAGAGCUGCAGCCGUGGACGGCGUCCAGCGUGCCGACAGAGGGCGAGGACUCGGAGACCCCGCCCCUCUGUGGGGAGACGAUCCACUACGCCUCUCUGGGCCGACAGAACUGGAGAGAGAGACCCAGCAGGAGUCCGCCGGAGCAGAGCCACCACAGCGUCAUCUACUCCGUCAUCAGCAGACCUGCAGCGAGAGCGGAGCACGGACUCUGAGAGUCUGACUGUACGGCCGUGUGACGCGAAGCUUUGAAUCAGCUUAGUUUCACCUGCAACACAAGCUGUUAAAAUGCUGUCAGUCAGUUUUCAUGUUUCACUCUCUGCUUCAGCACAGCUGGGUAACGGAGUCUCUACAUGUUACAGCGAGGACUCGUUUACAGGCGUCCACAUGUGCAGCGUCACAUCUGGACCGGCUGCCGUGUUUGUAAACAGGGUCAGGACAGAUGGUGGUGUCAGAAUCAGUUUAUUAGUAAAAGACAAACAAAGUGUGGAAGCAGCGCAGCAGCAAUAUUCAGACACGUGUUUAAACACAGCAAUAAAACAACUCACAGACGUAAAGAUUCAAAACUGACCCGAUAUUCACACAUAUACGGGUAAAAACAGAUUUUCUUUAGUAAUUCUUUUUUGAAAGUGCGCUGCUGUGGCAGCAUUUACAUUUAUGUUACUUUAUUAUUAACAGAAAUGUUUUACAAACAUUUUAUUUUCAUUGCAACU
Neolamprologus brichardi is the source of this 1316-nucleotide messenger RNA. NCBI's taxonomy places the organism in Eukaryota, Metazoa, Chordata, Actinopteri, Cichliformes, Cichlidae. The record is from RefSeq and is a predicted model, not a curated record.